UCAGUGCUACGGUUUUUACGACGAAUGUAUAAACAAAUAUGGCAAUGCGAAUCCUUGGCAUCAUUGUUGCAAAGUGUUUGAUCUGUUCACAAUCGCAGCAUUGGUCGAUGACUCCGUGCUGUGCGUUCACGGUGGGCUCUCGCCUGAGGUCAGAACUUUGGAUCAAAUGCGCACAAUCGAACGAAAUGUGGAGGUACCUCACACCGGACCUUUGUGUGACAUCCUUUGGUCGGAUCCCGACGAUGUGAAUCAGUGGACGAUUAGCCCCCGUGGUGCCGGUUACUUGUUCGGUCCCAAGGUCACGCACAAAUUCGUUGAACUCAACGGGUUGCAAGUGAUCUGCCGUGCCCAUCAGUUGGUUCACGAGGGAUACAAGGUGAUGUUUGAUGAUCGCCUCAUCACUAUUUGGUCGGCUCCCAACUAUUGUUACCGAUGUGGGAACAUUGCAGCUAUCCUCGACUUCCGAUCCGCUGACCACUACGAGGCGAAAUUGUUUGACGCCGUGCCGGACGAGGAACGAGUCAAACCGCCUGCUCGCAUAACUCCCUACUUUUUGUAACGAGGAUCAUUCUUCAACUCCUGGUUCUGCUGCAAAUGUCGAUUUCACGCCGUUCGGAACGCACACCGGCAAUCGAUUGAGUUCGGCCGAAUUGCUUCGCUCUGCUUUGCAUGAUCUUAUCCCGAUCACCUUGUCCAUAACCCAUCCCCUGUGACUUUGCCCGUUUCACUGCCAAUGGACUUUUGGACUAGGCUGUACAUUUUACUGAUCACUAAUGGUAGUGUUUUUUUAAUCCUC
Molecule: messenger RNA, 796 nt
Organism: Dicrocoelium dendriticum
Lineage: Eukaryota; Metazoa; Platyhelminthes; Trematoda; Plagiorchiida; Dicrocoeliidae
Source: the annotation of a GenBank genome assembly